Hemisphaericaspora subhashii is the source of this 1842-nucleotide messenger RNA. RefSeq names its product bifunctional DRAP deaminase/tRNA pseudouridine synthase. Lineage: Eukaryota; Fungi; Ascomycota; Pichiomycetes; Serinales; Debaryomycetaceae. Gene Ontology annotation, biological process: pseudouridine synthesis. The transcript has a single exon. The coding region runs from base 1 to 1842 and encodes 613 amino acids. Gene Ontology annotation, molecular function: RNA binding; pseudouridine synthase activity. The record is from RefSeq and is a predicted model, not a curated record.
AUGACCAUCAAACGUUCAGCGACACGACUAUUCAGGAUGUCCAGCGAGGAACUCUCCAAAGGUAUCAAGCGAACAGCAUCUACGUCCUUGUCUCCAACACCUUCAUCUAACAAUAGAAGUACUCCAAAACUUCGGGAUGCUCAAGGUUUCCGUAUGAAGAUUCAAAACGUUGAUAAAUCCAGACUCACCGCAUACGACCAGCUCGGGGGAGAACUUGCUGCAGACAAGACUAUGAAGCAAGGUAAAACAAUAGAAGAAGAGGAGGCCGAAGGGGCCAGUUAUGUCAUCGACGGUAGAUUACGUCGUGUAAAUCCUUAUUAUUUCACAUAUUUAACUUAUUGUAAGUUACGUUGGAGAGAUCGGAAUUUGUUAGAUAUUUUCGUGAGUGAAUUUCGGGAUAGGUCCCCUGAACUGUAUAAGAAAGCAAUUGAAGAAGGGCAGGUCACACUCAAUAAAAAGCCAGCAAAUCUUGACUCAAUAGUUCGUAAUGGGGAUUUGAUCAGUCAUAGAAGUUAUAAAAGAGAACCUCCAGUAACCUCGCGUGAGAUUAAAAUUGUUUAUGAGGAUGAUGAGAUUGUUGCGAUCGAUAAACCUAGUGGUAUACCAGUGCAUCCAACCGGAAGAUAUAGAUACAACACAAUCACCAAAAUUUUCCAACAUGAAUUUGGAAAAGUCGUGCACCCAUGUAAUAGAUUGGAUAGAUUAACAUCAGGUCUCAUGUUCUUAGGUAAAACUUCCAAGGGGGCAGAUAAAAUCGUUCAGAAAAUCCGAGAACGUAAUGUUUAUAAAGAGUACAUCGCAAAGGUAAUUGGUGAAUUCCCCCUUGAUCCAAUCACAGUCGAUAAACCCUUGAACACACUUUCCAAAAAACUUGGAUUGAACGUGGUUGACGAAACACCUACCGGGAAAGAAUCAAGCACCGAAUUCAGACGUGUUUCCUACGACCCUAUCUCCAACACAUCGAUUGUCAAGUGUCAUCCACUCACUGGUCGAACCCAUCAAAUCAGGGUUCAUCUCCAGUACAUUGGCUAUCCCAUAGCCAACGAUCCAAUCUACUCCAACGAAUUUGUCUGGGGACCCAAUCUUGGCAAAAAUGCCGAAGCAGACUUUGACACCGUCAUGCACAAUCUCGAUCGGAUAGGAAAAGAUAAGGCAUCCUCAAGCUGGGCUCAUCCACAAGAAGAUGGGGAGAUCAUGACUGAUGAAAUAUGCCCAAUUUCGGGAUUACCGAUUUAUUCGGACCCGGGACCUAAUGAUUUAGAUCUUUGGUUGCAUGCAUAUAGAUAUGAAGCAAGUGAUGGGAGUUGGUCGUAUAAAACAGAAUAUCCCGAAUGGGCCUUGGCGUCGCUGAGACCAUUUAUGGAAAGAGCGAUUGAGGAGGCUGAAAAGUGCGGUGAAACUCAAACUCAGUUCAAUGUAGGCGCGGUGUUGGUUUCACAGGGGGAAAUUAUUUCGACUGGACAUUCGAGGGAGUUGGAAGGUAAUACACAUGCUGAACAGUGUGCUUUGGAGAAAUAUUUUGAGAAGACAGGGAAGAGAGAAGUUCCAAAGGGAACGGAGAUUUAUACUACUAUGGAACCUUGUUCUUUGAGAUUGAGUGGGAAUCUACCAUGUGUUGAUAGGAUCUUGGAAACUGGGAUUAAGACAUGUUUUGUAGGGGUAUUGGAACCAGAUGUGUUUGUAAAGAAUAAUACUUCUUACAAAAAAUUAAAGGACCAUGGGGUCGAGUAUGUGCAUAUUCCUGGUUAUGAAGAGAAGUGUCUUGAAAUUGCCAAAAGAGGACACGAAAAGAUUGCUCAACAGAAUUCUGAAGGAGAAAAGUCAACUGAACACAAUCUGUAA